Culicoides brevitarsis is the source of this 683-nucleotide messenger RNA. RefSeq lists its product as uncharacterized. Gene Ontology annotation, biological process: maturation of SSU-rRNA from tricistronic rRNA transcript (SSU-rRNA, 5.8S rRNA, LSU-rRNA). Lineage: Eukaryota; Metazoa; Arthropoda; Insecta; Diptera; Ceratopogonidae. The transcript has 2 exons. The coding region runs from base 88 to 627 and encodes 179 amino acids. Gene Ontology annotation, cellular component: nucleus. The record is from RefSeq and is a predicted model, not a curated record.
UAUCAACCACAGCUGUUCGACGUAAACAACCAUUCAUGAGCACAACGUGACAAUUUUUCAUCGAAUUUAGUGAAAUUUUGUUUCGAAAUGGCAGCAGAGUUACGUUCCAAGUAUCGUUCCAUCGUCGAGGAGAUGUUCAAUCGAUGGACAGCUCUUCGUCUCGCCGUCGAACAUGGAAUGCAUGUCGAAAAUAACGGAUUACAGGCAGCAAUCGAAAUUUUGGAUUACAUGACGGAUUACUGCUUGAACAUGAAAAAACUCGAAUCGGAUGACGUCCAGGAGGCACUUGACCAGAUCAUGGAUCAGGAAUACGACACAAUUUGCGAUGAUAACUCUACGCGAGAGCUCAGUUUGUAUCUCGUAAAGUACCUGACGAUGUUGCGCGAUGGCAAAGAUCAAGAAAUUAUCAAUGAAAUUAAUCAGUUGCCGGCGUGUGAAAAAUGGAUAAAUCCAAAGGCGAAAAUUAACUAUGUCACUGCCCCGGAAUCGGAUAGCUCGGAUGGAGAAGACAUGGAAACAGAGGUUGUUCCAAGUACGAGCGGGAGCACAACAGCAGUUCAAAUUGAGCCUCUUGAGGAAGUUGAUCCUGGAUGGACUGUCGUGAAAACAAAACGAAAAAAUAAAUAAAAAAAAUAAUUUUUUAAUAAAAAAAAAUUCAUGAAAAAAUCAUUAAAAUAAUUUUU